CCACCACCACCAAUAUAACAAUACCCCUCUAGAUUUCUAACUCCACGCCUCCUACAGGAAUCACCACCACCACCACCACCACUAUGCUACGUUGGCUCCUCUCCAUCUGCCUACUCGGCGUGGCUCUCGCUUCUGUACAGCACAUGGAGGUCAACUAUUCGUUCGGGGACGACACAGUCACCAUGGAUGUAACAGUUGACGCCGACAACAACAUCAUCCAUUAUUACAUCCCUGAAGAUGAAUAUUUCGAAGAGGUGGAGACGAUCGAUGACUUUUAUGCGGGUUACUCGGCUGUCAAGGUGAAAACUGACGAAGCUUGUUACGUGCAGCCGCUCGACACUACCCUGGAGGAGAGAGUAUACUUGAUUAAGAACAACCCCGAACAGAUCAUCGAGGGAUCUAUCAACAGCACGUCAGUACUCCUCAGUGACGACGAGCUGGAGGACCUCAGCGACCGCGUGGUCGACUUCUGCGACGGCUACCCCAUCUACGAAGUGUUCUUCGAGUCAACCAGGGACGAUUCCAGCGAGGAAGACUCUAGCGAAGAAUCCCAAGAUUCCAGCGACGAAUCCCAAAAUUCCAGCGACGAAUCUCAAGACUCUAGCGACGAAUCCCAGGAUUCCAGCGACGAAUCUCAAGACUCUAGCGACGAAUCCCAGGAUUCCGAAGAGGAAGACGAGGAGGUGUUCACUAGGUCACCAGGUCACCGUCAAGUAGCCGUAACAUUUAGAAAAUGUGUGAUUCUUUUCUUCAUUCAAAAAUGUUGCGAGACAACCCUCACCAUUCCCACCGGCUCUUCUAUUACUUUCCUUUGGCUCUUCGGUGUUAGCAGGCGCCCAUUCGAAUAUUUCCUGGUGCUACUAUUGCGACCUGAGCACAUCUGCCUUCACACUUCAGGAACCACCACCACCACCACCACCACUAUGCUGCGUUGGCUCCUGUCCAUCUGCCUUCUCGGCGUGACUCUUGCCUCUGUACAGCACAUGGAGGUCAACUAUUCGUUCGGGGACGACACAGUCACCAUGGAUGUAACAGUUGACGCCGACAACAACAUCAUCCAUUAUUACAUCCCUGAAGAUGAAUAUUUCGAAGAGGUGGAGACGAUCGAUGACUUUUAUGCGGGUUACUCGGCUGUCAAGGUGAAAACUGACGAAGCUUGUUACGUGCAGCCGCUCGACACUACCCUGGAGGAGAGAGUAUACUUGAUUAAGAACAACCCCGAACAGAUCAUCGAGGGAUCUAUCAACAGCACGUCAGUACUCCUCAGUGACGACGAGCUGGAGGACCUCAGCGACCGCGUGGUCGACUUCUGCGACGGCUACCCCAUCUACGAAGUGUUCUUCGAGUCAACCAGGGACGAUUUCAGCGAGGAAGGCUCUAACGAAAACCUCAAGAUUCCUACGAUGAAGGUUCCAGUGAAGAAGCUCCGGAUUCCAGUGAUGAAUCUGAUUUCAGCGAGGGAGACUCUGAGGUCAUUAGGAUGUCGCCAAGUCACCGUCAAGUUUCCGUAAAAUUCAGAAAGUGCGUGAUUAUGUUUUGGUGUCAACAAAAAUGCUUUACAACUACCCUCACCAUUCCCACCGGCUCUUCUAUCAUUUUCACAUGGCUCUUCGGAUAAUACACUAACAGCACCUGAUCUAUCAUCAUCUGUUCCAACAAUGACCACAUCUUGAAUAUUUACAUUACUGCCUGGUUUUCUCACUUCGGUCCCUCGGAUGUGCACCCAUUAUAUUCAAUAAAGGUAAUGCAAAAG
Portunus trituberculatus (swimming crab) is the source of this 1753-nucleotide messenger RNA. RefSeq lists its product as uncharacterized. The record is from RefSeq and is a predicted model, not a curated record. NCBI's taxonomy places the organism in Eukaryota, Metazoa, Arthropoda, Malacostraca, Decapoda, Portunidae. The transcript is spliced from 8 exons. The coding region runs from base 84 to 1511 and encodes 475 amino acids. Gene Ontology annotation, biological process: regulation of cell population proliferation.